Molecule: messenger RNA, 953 nt
Organism: Helianthus annuus (common sunflower)
Lineage: Eukaryota; Viridiplantae; Streptophyta; Magnoliopsida; Asterales; Asteraceae
Product: GATA transcription factor 1
Exons: 2
Coding region: 121-798 (225 amino acids)
Biological process (GO): regulation of DNA-templated transcription
Molecular function (GO): sequence-specific DNA binding; zinc ion binding
Source: RefSeq, a predicted model, not a curated record
GUUGAUAAUUUAACCCUCAUACCAACAUUCAACAUACAUACUUACAUACAUACAAACAUACACGCCUCCCCCUCCCCCUCCCCCUCCCCCUCUUCAACCCAAACAAACCCUCAAUCAAACAUGGCUUCCGACCUUGAUUCUUGUCUCAUUCUUCCCGAUGAUGACCUCCUUAACUUCACCUUAGACGACGCUGACCACAAACCCCUUUCUCCUUAUUCAAACCCUAACACCCUUGACUCCGAUGACUCUUCUUUUCCGGAAUUUGUAGAGGAAGAACUGGAAUGGUUAUCGAACAAAGACGCAUUCCCCGCACUCGACGACAUCUUCACCGACCCGAACAAGUCGGUUACCGUCUCGGUCUCGGUUCUCGACAACAACAGUAGCAGCAGUGGAAAUAGCAAUAGCCAUAGCCACAACAGCAUUACAAGUUGUUGCGGCAGCCUUCGGGUUCCACAUAACUAUCCGGUGCGUAAGCGGUCGAACCGUAGACGCAAACAGCAGCAAUGCUGGUGGUGGAAUCAAGUAAUGGAGGUGCCGACUUCAUUGCCGAAGCAAGCAACAAGCGGUGGGGGCGGGUUAGGGAGGAGGUGCCAGCAUUGCUUGGCGGAGAAAACACCACAAUGGCGGGCGGGUCCAAUGGGGCCGAAGACUUUGUGUAACGCGUGUGGCGUUCGGUAUAAGUCGGGGCGGCUGGUGGCGGAGUACAGGCCGGCGAACAGUCCGACGUUUUCGGUGGCGUUGCAUUCGAAUUCUCAUAGGAAGAUUAUGGAAAUGAGAAAGAAGAUGCAGGGUGGAUAGGUUUAGGGUCUUUUUUGGUUUUCUGGUUAUCAGAAAUAGUUUAGGUGUCAGUCAGGGUCAGCAUUACUUUGAGUUACUACUACUUGAAUUUCAUUUACUUGUAUUGGUUGAUUUAAACAAAACGGUGAAUUGAAUCAUUUGAAUGAGUUAAACCA